Messenger RNA from Plectropomus leopardus (leopard coralgrouper), 716 nucleotides. The record is from RefSeq and is a predicted model, not a curated record. NCBI's taxonomy places the organism in Eukaryota, Metazoa, Chordata, Actinopteri, Perciformes, Serranidae.
AUUUGAUAUAAACUAAAUUGUAAAUUAAAUGUAAAUUGAGUUUUUUUGGGGGUUGUUGUUUUUUUUUUGCCAUGUGAAGCACUUUGGGCUGCGUGUCUGUAUGAAAGCUGCAGUAUAAAUAAAGUUUUUUUGUUUGCGUGUGUGUGUGUUUAGGAUGCUUCAGGAGAGCCGAUGGUCAGCCCGUGUCCUGGCAGUGAUGACAUCAUCCAGGGUUACCUCUUCAAACGCUCCCGGAGGAAAUCAAAGACCUGGAAGAGAUGCUGGUUUUUCAUCAGAGACAAUCAACUCAUUUACAGGAAGUCACACAAGGAGGACGCCGUGGUUUUGUUCGAGGACCUCAGACUGUGUGCCGUCAAAUCUCUGGAGCACAUCGAGCGACGUUUCUGCUUCGAGCUGCUCUCUGUUCAGAAGUGCUGCGCUCUGCAGGCGGACUCGGAGCAGCUGAAGCAGGCCUGGCUCAGCGCUCUGCAGGGCAGCAUCGACCUCGCCUACAGAGAGCGAGGCGACGCUCAGACCACACAGCCUAAGGAGCUCCCCCCUCUCCCUUGUGGCGGGGACUCCUCCCCGGGCCCCCCCGCUCAGAGGCUGCCGGCGCUGGGCGUGGCCCUCAGGGGCCCCGGAAACCAGCUGUGCUGCGACUGCGGGGAGGAGGAGCCUCGCUGGGCCUCCAUCAACCUGGGAGUCACCAUGUGCAUCGAGUGCUCCGGCAUACACAG